ACAGGGUUUGUAGCAGACAAAGGUCUCGCCACAUCCACAAGUUCACAUCACUCAAGUGACAACAUCCACCAGAACAGCAUCGAGGACGAGAAUGGGGAAGUUGGACGGAAGGGGCAUGUGGAACUCCUUACUUCUGCUCUCGACUCUCUUUGCCACCUGCUACAGUCAGAACAUUCCAGUCAUUAAAACAUCUUUAGUGACUCUGUCUGAGGAACUAUCUCCAGGAGAUUUUGCAUUCAAAAUCGAGGCAUAUGAUCUAGACAAUGACCCUCUGACCUAUGCAAUCACAGAGGACAACGGUAUUUUCUCUGUAAACGCAAAUACCGGUGACGUCUACCUCAGAACUAAACUCGACCGAGAGACCAACCAGCUCUUUACUGUACUAGCUUCUGUUUCAGAUGGGAUACUUGAACCGACCAAAAGGCGUAUUAACAUCGUUGUGAAUGACACAAAUGACAACAAGCCAACGUUCAUAAAUGGGCCGUACAACAUAAACAUUCCAGAGAACACCGCUGUGGGCACUACAGUGUUUGUUGUGACAGCCACAGAUCCUGAUGAUGGACCAGCCGGGACGGUCUCAUACAAAUUCGAUAAGUCCAUCCCGGUUGAAGGACUCAGUGUGUUCUCCAUCUCAAGAAAAGGAGAUGUUGUGUUGGACAAGGCGCUUAAUUUCACAGAGAAGAGCCCGUUUUAUCAGUUACAGAUCAAUGCGACGGAUGGCGGAGGACCAUAUUCGGGCAAUCCCAACUUUGUUCAGUGGGCUGUCGCAACUGCCUUCAUUACAGUAGUUGAUAUACCAGAUCUCAAUCCUCAGUUCUUAAAUCUCCCAAACACAGCUAGAGUGAUGGAGCACUCAAGUGUGGGGACGUCCGUGUUUACGGUCGUGGCCAGAGAUCCAGACACGGGGAUCAAUGACAUCAUCAGUUAUACCAUUGAAGACAGCAGUGUAAACGGUCUGUUCCAAAUCGAGUCGGAUACUGGCAUUGUUAGGGUCAUGAGCGACAUUGACCGCGAGGCCUUAAUGGACAUUGAAGCUAUUGUGAAGCUCACUGUGAAGGCCACCGAAGCUAAUCUGAACGUGAACGGCAUUCACGCGAGCACCACAUCGACGCUCAGUAUCCAAAUCGACGAUUUGAACGACAAGCCGCCGCUAUUUUACAAGUGCGAAGGAGACGUAGAAGUGUGCAUAGAGACAAGAGACUUCAGCGGUGAAGUGGAUGAGCAUGCAUCCGUCGGUCUGUCCAUCACAGGGUUAAACAUGAGGGUCAAAGAUGCAGAUGCGGGCGAGAACAGCCGUUUCCAGCUCCACCUCGAAGGAACAGAUAAAGACGCCUUUUCUGUCUCACCCAAAAACGACAUGUCAGACCGAGUCGUGCAGAUCCUGAUCAAAGACCCAGCCGCCAUUGACUACGAGAAAAAACAAACCAUGAUUGUGCAAGUGGUGGCCACAGAUGUCGGAGAACCUAAAUUUGUGUCUACAGCUACUGUCACCAUUAAAAUCAAGGACAUCAAUGAUAACAUCCCAAAAUUUGUAAAAGACACUUAUGAAUUAACAGUUCCAGAAAACUGUGAAAAUGGAACCAUCUUGGAAACCAUUACGGCGACAGAUGAAGACGCACUGGACAACAACAAGCUCACCUACACACUGCUCCCUGAUAACAUACUGCUUUUAUUUAAUGUCUACACAACCAACGGGAGCAUUUACGUGAAAAACGGAAAAGAGCUGGACCGUGAGCGCAGGAACUUGUACUUUGCAACUCUGCAGGCCAAAGACUCAGUGGGGAAUGUGGGCACCACUGUUCUGGAGAUCACCGUUGAUGAUGUUAAUGACCAGACACCACAGUUUCUCCAAAAUCCAUAUCAGGUCUUCAUUCGUGAGAACAACGUGCUGAACACUUAUGUCGAGGCUCAAGAUAACGACGAGCCAGGCACUCCCAACAGCGCAAUCAAGUACGGCAUUGAGCCCGGGGAAUACAGUAGCAACUUCACUAUCAAUAAGGAUACAGGGGAGCUAACCAGCAAAGGGGCUCUGGACCGUGAAGCCAUCGAUGUCAAGCUGAAAGGAGUGAUCACACUCAACAUAACAGCCACAGACAUGGGCAUACCAGCUCUGUCCUCUUGGGUCAAAUUCAUCAUCAACGUCGACGAUGAAAAUGACAACUCACCUGUGUUCCUAAAAUCAGAAUACACCUUUAGUGUGAACGAAAGUUUAACAGGCGCCUUCGUGGGUUUUGUGUACGCAACCGACGCUGAUCAAACCGAAUACAACAACCGCAUAUCUUUCCGCAUUAUAAGUGGCAGCGGAGGCACCUUCCUGUGCGUGUCAGAGCCUGAUGGUGCAGACUACCGAGGGAAGAUCAUGGUGGAUCCAGAUGUAGCGCUGGACUAUGAGAGUGAAAACAAGAAGUACACGCUGACAGUCGAGGCCACAGAUCUGAACAACAAUGCUGCUACCUGCAUGGUGGAUGUAGUGGUGGAAGAUGUAAACGACACGCCGCCUAGUUUCCCUAGCGGGAUAACGUUUCGUGUGGAGGAGAAUACAGUGGCAGGGACGGAAAUCGGUAAAAUUGUCGCUAGCGACCUGGACACUCACCACUUUCUGGUCUACGAGCUUGUUUCUUUCACAUGCCUCAUCAACCUCACAUGGGUUCCGUGUAAAGAGCAAUGGUUUGAUCUGAAGAGCAACGGGGCCGUGAUGACUGCAGAGGGCAUAACGAUCGACUACGAGGAGUGCCCUCAGGUAAAAAUGACCGCUCGGGUGGUGGACCUUUACACAGAGAAGGGCAGAAAUGGCACAGAAGGUGUUGUCCUGAUUGAUAUUAUUGAUGUGAAUGACAACGUACCCGAAUUCAUUCCAGUCCAGGAAUUUUUUGUACUGAUCUCUGAAAACAUUGAUCAAGACAAGAGUGUGGCCCGGGUUUAUGCCAAGGACAGAGAUUCUGGAGACAAUAAGAAGAUUGAAUUUAAGGUCACUUUAGUGCAGUUCGCCAGCAACAAUCCGGAAGACAAGCCUCAGCCGACAAACCUCAUUUUUUACGCUGAAACCGAGCAACCGGACGUUGAUGGCAACUACAAAGGGAUUAUCAAGUCCACUAAUAUCCUGGAAGCCGACAAACAGGGGAAGUACCUGGUGACGGUGACGGCAAACAACGGCAUUCUGAGUACAAACGAGAUACUGGAGCUUGUCACAGUGGACAAGACGUACAAAGUCGGCCUCCGAUUUGAUUCGUCCGUAUUCGAAGUCAACGAAAACCUGCCUUACAUCAGAGGGGCCUUGUCCGGUGCCACAAAAGCAAUGGUGCAUAUUGUUAAAGUGUCACCCGCUUCAAAUGACGCCACACGGAAAGUCAUGACCCUUCUAGAGGCAUACUUUGUGUACCUGAACGGGACGGCGCUCGACUCGGAUGACGUGGGGAAGAUCCUGAACUCUCAGGAAGUGUAUGAAGAGUAUGGCGUCGUCUUGCAGCAGUACGGUCUCACCAGCAUUUUGGCCAGCACAGAGAAGCCACAAGAAAACAACACGGUGUUGUUCAUCAUGUUGGGACUCGUGGCAGGGCUGGUGAUCGUCCUGGUUGUCACCACGACAUCGAUGGUGUGCAUUAGGAAAAAGUACAAGACUAAGUUGAAGGCAGCUAAGGCCAUGAACACGGCAACCAUGGAAGCUACUGAGUACCAGAAGGACGGACCUGUUGUUCCUGGAACCAACAAGUACACAAGAGAAGGGGCAAACCCGGUCCUCAACCUGAACAUCGAUGCUUCCACAGACCUGGGAUUUGAUGAGGAGGCAUCCAGUGCAGAAAGAGAUAGCCUCAAUUCUCUGGACUACAACAUGGAUAUGACUAUGACUGACAAGGACACCAUGGCUUUGAAGAGCAUUAAUGAAGAUGAGGAAUAUGGUGACAACUCUUCCUACAUCGAGCCUCUGGGUGCAGCAUUGGCUCAGAGAGGGAGGAAGAAAGUCUCACAGGGUGUCGAUCUCACUUUCGACAACCCGUCACUCGACAUGACAGACCUGUAACACAGCUUCACUGUACUCCGAGCUGAAACUGGACGCUCCACCACUCCGUUCUCGGCCCAAAACGUCAAUACUGUCAGCGAAAUUUUGCACAAGCGGCUCCUGUGGGUUCACAUGCUAGCUUCUUAUGUUCUCAAAGCAAAUUUCAGCAAAUGCCAUCACAACAAAAAGCAUCAAUUCAUGUGAACGUCAAUGCAUUUUGUUUCGAAAUAAAAAAUUGUCUGAUUGGGUGCAUACUCUCUUUAUAUUGGAACAUUAUCUUAACAUUUUACUUAAUACUGAAUCGUAGAAUUCAAAUAAUCUUAAAAAUCCACAGUGCUGCGAUGCUACAUGUGCAGUAGAAGAGAAAAAAGAGAAAUGAUCAUUUCUCCUUCCCCUUUUACAUUUGCACUGUAAAUCACUUUAUCAUAUUUUUUUAAUUAUAAUUAUACUUGUCUACAUCUUUCCUGUAAUCUUGUAUGACGUUUAAGAUUUUAAUCCUUAUUGGAAAUAAAUAUUUAUACCACUGUGCUGCUGAAUUCUCAAAUCUCUCAAAUUAAAGAUGUUUAAUUGGUUAGAAAUUUAAUGAGCAAUAUUUUGUACGUUUAUCAGAGAAGAUUAUUUUUCUAAUGACUUGUUUUUUUUGACUUAUUGAGAGAGAGAGAGAGAGAGAGAGAGAGAGAGAGAAGAGGAGAUAUUAAGAAUGACUUUAUAUUGUUUAUUGCUUUAUUGACUGUUUAUAGCUGCUAUAACAUUAUAACUAUUUCAUGGACUUUCCCAACCCGUAAUACAGAACUAUUAAUGUUUGAAUGUCUGACUUGCAUUUUUUUGACCUAAAAAAAUUGUAUUUGCUGUGAUAAAAUAGAAAUGAAACAUCUUGUGGUUUGUUGUUGUUAGAAAAUGAUCAAUGUGAGCAUGGUAACAUUAACUCUAUUGCAUGUGGUGUUUUAUUUCCUCAGGCAAUACAGAUCACUAUGUAUGUAUGUUUUGGGGGAAGUCGUAGCCUAAUGGUUAGAGAGUCUGACUCCUAACUCUAAGGUUGUGGGUUUGAGUCUCGGGCCGGCCACGACUGAGGUGCCCUUGAGAAAGGCACCGAUCCCCCUGUGCUCCCUGGGCACCACAGCAUAAAUGGCUGCCCACUGCUCCGGGUGUGUGUUCAUGGUGCGUGUGUGUGUGUGUGUUCACUGCUGUGUGUGUGUGUUCACUUUGGAUGGGUUAAAUGCAGACAAAUUCUGAGUAUGGGUCACCGUACUAAGCUGUAUGUCACGCCACUGUCACUUAGACAAUGAAGUGAAAUCAUGUAAAAACACAUGUUUUUAAACUCACAUUUAUCAUUAGUGCAAAGCACAUGUGCCUUGUACCAGUGGGCUCGGGGUUCGAGGUGUGUGCAUGUGUGCUUAUCUCUAUACUUCAGUGCAUACUUCACCCGUGCUUACAGUUAACUCUGCACCCUGGUUUUCUAAAAAACUGUUUUAAACAAACAUUGUGCUUAUUCCAAAAUUCUAUAUAAGUAUUUAAGUUUUUAAUUGAAAAUGACUAUUAACAACAAGGUUGAGAUCUUAUUUACUCAAAUAAACCUUUCUGUAGAAUUAACAAA
This is a messenger RNA of Tachysurus fulvidraco (yellow catfish), 5591 nucleotides long. RefSeq names its product cadherin related family member 2 (gene cdhr2). The record is from RefSeq and is a predicted model, not a curated record. Bases 92 to 4018 code for a protein of 1308 amino acids. Gene Ontology annotation, biological process: homophilic cell-cell adhesion. The transcript is spliced from 31 exons. Gene Ontology annotation, cellular component: plasma membrane. Gene Ontology annotation, molecular function: calcium ion binding. NCBI's taxonomy places the organism in Eukaryota, Metazoa, Chordata, Actinopteri, Siluriformes, Bagridae.